AUGCCGGAAUCAACAUCAAUGACCCCAAAACAAACAGGCUUACCAAUUUCACCAUUUGUUGCUGCCGAUUCUCAUGCAUCAACUCCACCUUGGGUUUUAGAUUCUUUUUCUAUGAGUUUAAAUAACGACAACGACAACCAUGACGAAGUUGAUGAAAAUGUUAUUUUUCAAUUGAGAAAACAAUUAGAAACACCACCACAAAUGCCGGAAUCAACAUCAAUGACCCCAAAACAAACAGGCUUACCAAUUUCACCAUUUGUUGCUGCCGAUUCUCAUGCAUCAACUCCACCUUGGGUUUUAGAUUCUUUUUCUAUGAGUUUAAAUAACGACAACGACAACCAUGACGAAGUUGAUGAAAAUAUUAUGAUGGCAAUAAGUUAUAGGUAUCAUAAGCUUGGUUGUGCUUAUUACAAUGAUGCUGCAUCGAAAUUAUAUUUAAUGGAAGAUAUGGAUGAAUCUCCACCGCAUCCUUUACAAGAACUUUGUGUUGAAGUAUUCGUAGCAAACGAUACAUUUAUUGAGGGCGGUCACGGGACUUUAAUUGAUGACGACUAUCAAGAUACAACGAUGACGAAUAUGAAUACGAAUGGUCUAUAUGAAUCUUCUAAAUCUAAUAAUAAUAGUGUUAUAUUACUUAGCGGUGCAAAUUUUUCUGGUAAAAGUGUUUAUUUAAAACAAGUUGCUUUAAUCACUUAUAUGGCUCAUAUUGGAAGUUUCGUGCCGGCAGAAUCUGCUAUAAUUGGAUUAACGGAUAAAAUUUUUACUAGAAUACAAACUCGAGAAACAAUAUCAAAGAUUCAAAGCGCUUUUAUGAUUGAUCUUCAACAAGUUUCAUUUGCUCUUCGAAAUUCAACUUCAAAAUCAUUAUUAAUAAUCGACGAAUUUGGAAAAGGAACUGGUUCCACCGAAUAA
Entrophospora sp. SA101 is the source of this 912-nucleotide messenger RNA. The record is from the annotation of a GenBank genome assembly. NCBI's taxonomy places the organism in Eukaryota, Fungi, Glomeromycota, Glomeromycetes, Entrophosporales, Entrophosporaceae.